GUAGUAGUAGUAGUAGUAGUAGUAGUAGUAGUAGUAGUAGUAGUAGUAGUAGUAGUAGUAGUAGUAGUAGUAGUAGUAGUAGUAGUAGUAGUAGUAGUAGUAGCAUACUUUGCAACUACUGAAAAUCUUCCUUCAGAGUAUUACUUACAACAGUGCUGUGAUUCGAAACAAGAAAAUGGCAUGACUUCCACAACGAACCACGUACCAGUUCCGGUCCAGCCCAACGGAAAUAUCCAGAUACCUUCCACCCGGUGCAGAUUCGGUCAACUACGUGCUCCCAAACGAUGCAUAGUAGAUAAUCGACGCAUCCCGCAUCGAGCCCGUAGAAGUCAGCGAAGUGAUUCAGGAAAAUCUGAGAAGAACGUGAUCCCAUAUGAUGUAAACAAAAUCCCUAAAUCAGCGAACCUAGAUUCGUCUCCGCCUCUGACACCGCCUGGUUGCGAAUCGUCUUCUCCCAGCGGACAGCCGUUAACCGAGAACAAACGUCCCCGUCCGGAGAUGAUAAUUAACGGUGAUUCACUGAAUCUUUCUUUGUCUGCGCCUUCACCGUGCAUGCGAGAUACAUCCCAUUUGGAAGCAUUCGCAGAUAGCCGCGUUCACUCCGCGAGCCGAGGGAGAGAAUUUACUUGUAAAGAAUCCCUUGUGGAUGGGCAUCGUCUUCGUGACCUUUUGGCUCGAGAACCCAGUUAUCACCCGAACAACGCGUUUUUGUUCUACGUCAACCCGGAAGUCGAGGACAAAGUGGAUGCUGCGUUGCGGAAUGAAGCGGUGCACAAUUUGCGCUUUAUGCACAACGCAUUUUUCAACUUGUCCACCGAGACAUUUUGCAAAGCGGUCAAUCUUAUCGAUCGAUUCAUUGUGAAGGUCAAGGUCAAACCGAAAUAUAUGGCUUGUGUGGCCACAGCGUCCUAUUGUGCAGCAAGUAAACUGACACAUCCGCUAACCGAGGAUAUAGAUUUGCCUUCUCCGGACACCUUGGUUCAUAUCACUCGCUGUGGUGGUAACGGAGCCGACCUGAUUCGCAUGGAGGAAAUUCUCGCGUCCAAGCUUUCUAACGAUCUGGAUGGAGUAAACGCCUACGACUUUUUGCGUACGUUCACCGAUGCGCUGAUGAUGAACAAUGGUGAAAUGUCUAAGUGUCCGACCAAUAACUUCCUCAACCCCAUUCUACCGAACGGCACUGUUGAUACGUCGUCGGGGGUCGCACGAGGCACCUGUAGAUCAUACUCCUCGAUGAUUACCGGUGAUAACAGCUCAUUAGACUGCUGUUGCAUUCCGUCAUGCGAACCUGAUCAAUCCGGUCGGCAAAAACAUUUAUCGGAUGAACUUCAUCAUCGUUCAGUCUCAAACGACGAUUCCGCGUCAGUUUCUCGCCAGCUGAAAACGCAAUACAAUCAGCUCUUGAAGCGCGUCAUGACACGAUUGGAAAUUUCACUGUGUUCUUUGGAGAUUUACCGGUUCCGACCGGCCUGUUUGGCUUUGGGUAUUCUAGCCCUGACUGGUGUUACGGGUCUGAUACCGCUUGCACAAACCUGCAGGGUUGACUGGACUGAUGUUUGUGAAUGUGCAAGUUUAGUGGGUGAAUUGUAUGAAGUGUAUUAUCGUGAUCCGUUACCGUCCAGUCGUCGUCAGAUGGUGUGGAACUUGUCUCGUCGAACACUAUUCCGCAUUGGUUAUUCGAGCCCCACACCCUUGGACACUAUCUCAGAGGAUUGCGAACCGGUUGACGAUGACGAAUGGCUUCUCCCGCUGUUGUUUGAACCCUAA
Messenger RNA from Fasciola hepatica (liver fluke), 1767 nucleotides. The record is from the annotation of a GenBank genome assembly. Lineage: Eukaryota; Metazoa; Platyhelminthes; Trematoda; Plagiorchiida; Fasciolidae.